Messenger RNA from Pogonomyrmex barbatus (red harvester ant), 4109 nucleotides. RefSeq names its product exportin-4. Lineage: Eukaryota; Metazoa; Arthropoda; Insecta; Hymenoptera; Formicidae. Gene Ontology annotation, molecular function: nuclear export signal receptor activity. The record is from RefSeq and is a predicted model, not a curated record. Gene Ontology annotation, cellular component: cytoplasm; nuclear pore. Gene Ontology annotation, biological process: protein export from nucleus.
AUCGUUGUAUUUCCUGAACGCACCCAGAGUAGCGUGAAAUUUAUACACAAUUUCUGGCGUGUGUUGAUCUAAAUAAGGGCCACGAUCCGAAGGGAAAAGUUUUAUACAUAAUCGUAACAUCAAAUUGUUUAUUUUGUUUGAAUUAACGAGAUAAAUAAAUUCUGUUCGACAUGGCGGAGGAAAUGCUGAGGGAAUUGGAAGCCGCGGCGCAAGUUAUUUUGGCGCCGCCAAAUCUAAUCACAUCAGAACAACGUCAGUCUGCGGAAACUGUAUUUAUAAAUUUUCGGAAAACAAAAUCACCGUAUCAAUUAUGUCAGCAAAUUUUAGAAUCAAGCACUGUAGAUUAUGUACUAUUUGAAACAGCUGGUUUAAUAAAAAUGGCUCUAGUCCAAGAGUGGUCCACUCUGCCAGAAUCUGACAUUUCAUCAUUGAGAUACUACUUGUUGCAUUACGUUAUGAGUAGACCUACAUUAGCACCAUAUGUCAAGGCAAGAAUACUCCAAGUUUUUGCAAUAAUAAUUAAGAGAGGCAGUGUAGAUGACUUUGGACAGGAGAGAAGUCGAAUUUUAGAUGAAAUAGAAAAUUUAAUAAAGGGUGGAGACUUAUCAAAUCAAAUUUUAGGCUGCAAUAUUUUAUCUGCAAUAUUGCAAGAAUAUGCAACGACUGCUAAAUCGUCUGAUAUAGGUUUAACAUGGGAAGUUCAUUUUAAGGAGAAGAAACAGUUCGAGCUAAGCGAUAUGAAAAAAAUUUUUAAAUUUUGUAUUGAAAUAUUUGGUGAAUUAAUCAAGAAGGAUUUUAAUGACUCGACAUUACCUGUCGUGAAACCUUUACUUUCCAUUGUGGAGAGUAUACUUACUUGGAGUUUUAUCUACGUAAAUUUACCUAAAAGAUUAUAUUAUAUGUGUGAAGUUAAUGAAUCUGGAAACAGUCCGCCAUUGAGAUUACAUAUACAAUGGCAGGAUAUAGUACUAGAUCCAGCAAUAUUAGAUCUAUUUUUUACAUUGUAUUGGAAAGUACGCAAUAAUCCACAACUAGCUCACCAUGCUAUGAACUGUUUGAUACAACUGGCAAGCUUACAUGGUAGAAUUUUAAACGGUGAACAAUUAAAAGUGCAAUAUCUGACAAAUUAUAUGCAGAGAUUUUUGAAACUUGUAUCGACCAUUGAGAUUAGUGAUCAAGAGGCAAAUGGAAUUACCAAUAUUAUAAGAAAAAUUAAUUAUUUCUUUCAAAGUUCACUGAAAUAUCUUCCCGAAGACAUGUUGAAAUCUUUUUUAGAACAAAUAACAAGAUUAACAUGUUUAUUUAUAGAAUGUGCUGCACAAGAAGAAUCGAUACAUACUGAUGAUUGCUUAUAUAUGGAAGCUAUGGAACACAUGUUUGAAAUAUGGCCAUGUGUGUUUUUAUCAGGUUGGGGAGCAUUUCCAAUAGAAUUUUGUAAGCAGAGCUCUAUUCAGAUAUUCGAUAUAUAUCUUCGAUGUCACUUAUCACCUCCUGAAGGUAUAAGAAAUAUCGGUAGCAAAAGUCUUAGCGAGGAAGUAGCAGAUGUGGAAGAUGAUGACAAAGUUAAAUAUAAGGAGCAGUUACAAAUAGUUGGAAAUUUUGGAAGACAAGUGCUGAGGCAUUCUUUACCUCUAUUAGUGCAAUUACUUGAAGAUCGAAUACAUAAGUUGCGUGAUAAUCUAAACAUAUUGGCUGGGCAAAAUGAAUCUUCAUCACGACCUGCAUCCAUGGAUGAGUUAUAUGAGGAUUUGCAUUGGCUUAUUUUAAUAAUAGGGCAUGUUUUUUGUAUGGAAGCGGAAGGUGAAACAGCAUUAAUACCUAUAGAAAUUACACGAUGCAGUAUGGAACAGUUUCGCGAGGGACAAGUCGAUAUAAAUCGUACAUUGGAAUUUUUAGUAUCUUCGCAAGAUAUUCAAUCGGAUAUAAGUAAUCCGACGGACUGUAUCGACCAAGUUAUUCGAUUAAUCACUGGCAUUUUUCGCUUAUGCACUAUUGAGAAAACUGCUAUAGGAAUACACUUGGAAAAUAUACUUAGUCCUGAAUUAAGUAAUACGAUAAUAUGGUUUUUACAAAGAUGGUCGCAGUGCUAUCUUUUGCCAACUGAAGACUAUUACACCGAAUUAAGCACUACGCUUUUGCAUGCUUUCGGUGUUGAUAGUCCCGGUGCGUUAUGGUCGAUGAAUUUUAUCUUGGAUAAAGUAAUUUGCAACCUUAAUGCUUUUAAAAGUGAACCAGCAUUAGUAAAGGAAACUAUAAAAUUGUUAAUAUCUCUUUGUAAUUCACGAAUGAGAGCCUGCUGCUUAUUAAAAUCUGAACAAUUUACUUAUAUUACUCAGUUGGCUAUGAAAACACAAUAUGAUUUUCCUCAAACCAUCAAAAGAGGUUUAAUGCAUGCAGUGGUGAAUGCUUGUAGCAUGCUACAAAAUUUAAGACCAAGUACGGACUAUAACCACUGGUUGCAAACUGUAGAAUCCUUGAAAAUCAGAUAUACACAAUUAAUUUCUAGUAAUAAUUUCAUGUCGUCCUACCACGAGGAACACAUUAAAGUUCAAGUCAUAGAUAUAUUGGAAUCUUGUAUAGGUGUGUUGCAAGGUACUGAAAGUGCGAUAGUAACGGUCGUGUAUCAACAUACUUAUCCUAUAUUAAAUGAAUUACCAAAAUUAUUAUCUUUGUAUCAUAAUUAUCAAGAUAUAGUGCAACUUAUUUUAGAACUAUUCAAUGAAUAUACGAAAAUUUUAUUUGAUUUAACAGAGCCUGAUCUUGUCUCUGUAUAUAAGACUUGUUUAAGAUUGUUGCAAACAUAUGCACGUUGCAACAGUCAUCGACUUACCAUAGAUUCGACUGCAGAAGAGGAUACUUUUCAGGAUAUUUUAUUAAUAAUGCGAUUAUUAACUAAUUUAUUAAUUAAAGAUAUAUUUAACUUAAAUCAUGCAGUAAAACAAUCGGCGAAUGAAUCUAUCGAUCCUGUUCUGUCCACUGACGUUUUUCUGUAUGGCUUAAAUAUAAUCAUGCCUUUGAUGACGAUGAAUUUGUUAAAAUUUCCGUCAUUAUGUUUACAGUAUUUCAAAAUGAUAGCAUUCGUAUGUGAUCUAUGUCCUGAUCACAUUUGCGACCUAUCUCCUAAACUGUUGCAGCAGCUCUUAGCGUCAGUAGAAUUAGGUUUAUAUUCAUUUGGCAAUGAAGUAGCUGCGCUUUGCUGUGAUACAAUUCAAGUUUUAGCCAAGCAUAUUUUUAAUGAAGUUAUACACGGACAUUCACGUAAAGAUAUAAUGGCUCCUUUCCUGAAUUUACUCAUAAGUCUCAUUUUGUCACAUCAAAUGGAUUCAGAUUUGAUACCAAGCGCCAGUAUGCCUCUGUACUAUCUCAUAUGUUGCUAUCAGGAUCAAUAUCAGCAACUUGUACAAAGCAUUGUGUCCACUCAGACGGAUCCACAGAUAGCACAAAGAUUAGCAAAUGCAUUCACUACGUUGACAGCGAAUAUAGAAUUAAACGCUGAACGUGAUCAAAGAAUAAAGUUCAAAGAUAACUUUGAAAAAUUUAUCGUAAACGUACAAGGAUUCUUAAUGGUUAAGUAAAGAUUAGAAAUUAAAAUGUAAAUACGCAAAAAUAAAGAAUUUAUUUAAACAAUAUAAAUUUAGAUAUUGAAGCUGAUUGAAAAAUUUCAAGAUCGUGUUUCCGUCGUACGUUUAACCAUGCGGUUAAUUUCCCGCUUAGAUAUUUUUCACGGCGCUUAGAUUUUUUUUUAACAAAUUUACUUAAUGUAUUUAUAGAAAAAUCAAAUUAAAUUCAGUUUUUUUUAAUUAGUGUAGACGAAUAUAUUGAUUAACUACGCAACGAGUUUUUAAUGUACGGAUGAUGUUUACGGAAAAAGGACAUAUAUUAAGCAUAUAAGCUUUUUAUUGACCGAUUUUAUUACACGUUACCACUUACAGUGAGCCUAGCGAAAUAUUCGAGUAACCAUAAUAUAAUAUUUAUAAUAAAUACUAGUUACAGCAUCGAUGCACGUUUCCGAUAGUAAAUGAUCGAAGGAAAACGUUUUGUAACGAAUGUUUAGUUUAUGAACGAAACACAUGGAACUUACAUACUUGGUACAGAUCGCAUCGUCGUUA